Messenger RNA from Podarcis lilfordi (Lilford's wall lizard), 831 nucleotides. The record is from the annotation of a GenBank genome assembly. Lineage: Eukaryota; Metazoa; Chordata; Lepidosauria; Squamata; Lacertidae.
AUGGAAUGUGGGAAGAGCUUUAGCCGGAAGGAUUGUCUGGCUUCACAUCAAAGAACUCAUACAGGGGAGAAGCCCUUUGAGUGCUUGGAAUGUGGGAAGAGCUUCAUUCAAAGAGCAGGUCUCGUGUACCAUCAAAGAAUCCAUACAGGGGAGAAGCUGUUUGAGUGCUUGGAAUGUGGGAAGAGCUUCACUCAUAAAGCAGAUUUCAUGCGGCAUCAAAGAAUCCAUACAGGGGAGAAGCCCUUUGAGUGCCUGGAAUGUGGGAAGAGAUUCAGUCAGAGAAUUGGUCUCGUGUCCCAUCAAAGAACCCAUACAGGGGAGAAGCCCUUUGAGUGCUUGGAAUGUGGGAAGAGCUUCACUCAUAAAGCAUCUCUCAUGCGGCAUCAAAGAAUCCAUACAGGGGAGAAGCCCUUUGAGUGCUUGGAAUGUGGGAAGAGAUUCAGUCAGAGAAUUGGUCUCGUGUCCCAUCAAAGAAUCCAUACAGGGGAGAAGCCAUUUCAGUGUUUGGAAUGUGGAAAGAGCUUCACACAGAAGUUAAAUCUCAGUUUCCAUCAAAGAAUUCAUACAGGUGAGAAGCCAUUUCAGUGCUUGGAAUGUGGAAAGAGCUUCAGUCGGUACUCCCAUCUCAGUUCGCAUCAAAGAACUCAUAGCAAGGACAAACCAUAUCAGUGCAUGGAAUGUGGAAAGAGCUUCGCUUGGAAGGUCAAUCUAACAGCCCAUGAAAGACUUCAUACAGGGGAGAAACCAUAUCAGUGCUUGGAAUGUAAAAAAAGGUUCAGUCAGAGCGCCCAGCUCUCCGUCCAUCAAAGAAUUCACACAGGGGACAAAUGA